Messenger RNA from Syngnathus acus (greater pipefish), 1386 nucleotides. RefSeq names its product inosine-uridine preferring nucleoside hydrolase-like. The record is from RefSeq and is a predicted model, not a curated record. NCBI's taxonomy places the organism in Eukaryota, Metazoa, Chordata, Actinopteri, Syngnathiformes, Syngnathidae. Gene Ontology annotation, molecular function: hydrolase activity, hydrolyzing N-glycosyl compounds. The transcript is spliced from 8 exons. The coding region runs from base 110 to 1063 and encodes 317 amino acids.
AGCACAGGCAAGUGUUACUUCACUUCCUGACUGAAAGGUUGCAUUAUAUUGAGAAACUUUGUCUGGCAGGUUGUUGCCACGUCUCCUCCCUCUACUGCCUCCAGAUACGAUGAAGAGGCUGAUCCUUGAUGUGGACACAGGGGUGGAUGAUGCUCAAGCCAUCAUGAUGGCCCUGGCAGCCCCCAAUGUGGAGAUAUUGGGGAUCACCUGCACUCACGGCAACACUCCCCUACAGAACGCCCUGAAGAACACCCUGCGUGUCUUGAAAAUGUGCAACAGGCUGGAUAUAAAGGUGUACCCCGGCUUUGACGAGCCCCUACUGGGCAACAAAAUACAUGCAGGAGACUUUCAUGGGAAAGAUGGGCUGGGUGAUGCCCCUGAUCCAGAUGCUCCUGGCCUAGAACUGGUGCAGAAGACAAAUGCCGUGGAGGCCAUCAUUUCCAUUUCCAACCAAAAUCCCGGGCAGGUGAUCUUGGUUUCAACAGGACCCCUCACCAACUUGGCCCUAGCUGUCAAAAUGGACCCCUCUUUGCCCGCCAGACUGAAGGGCCUCUACAUCAUGGGGGGCAACAUAGAAUCAAGAGGAAACACGACCGUGUGUGGAGAAUUUAACUUUCUGGCUGACCCCGAGGCUGCCUUUAUAGUUCUAGAACGCUACACAUGUCCCACCACCAUCGCCUCCUGGGAGUUCAGCUGCAGGAACAGCCUGCCAUGGUCCUUUUGCGAUUCCUGGCUAGCCCAAAACACUCCAAAGGCUCGUUUUAUGGAGACUAUCUAUGCUCACACCCGCAAGAUGGUUCAGACAGAUCGAUAUCAAAAGGAACUGGUGUCAGGAUCUGGAUUCAACACGUGCGACACCUACGCUGUGGCAGCAGCCAUCAGUGACAACUUGGUGACAGAAAGCGAGGAGGUGCCUGUUACCGUGGAGUUGGAGGGAAAAAACACCAGAGGCAUGAUGGUCCUGGACUACCUUGAUGUGCUGCACAAGGAGCAUAAGGUCACCAUCCUCAAGAAAAUUGACGUAGAAGUGUUCAAGCAACUGCUGAUGAAUGCACUCAAGUAGCAGAAGCGAAGCCAUCAUUUUAGAAACGCUUUCUGGUUAUGUUAUGUUUGUGUAAUCCAGUUACUAGUUCUUUGGAGCGAUGCGAAAAUGGCCAACAGUGGUGAGCCACCUCUGCAAACUAAUUUUGCUAAAGAUGAUGUAUAUUAACACAUAACUAAGUUUAAAGUAAACCAUUUCCAUGUUAAACUUCAAAUGAGCCAAGGUCUGGCAUGACGGUUUCUUGCCGACUCAUAGGCCUCUUGUCGCUUUCAAUGGCUCCUUCAAUGGCCCACUGUCAGUGGAUGUGAGAAAGACUGAAAUAAAAAUCCUGGCAUGACCAUCAA